This is a messenger RNA of Bombyx mandarina (wild silkworm), 2901 nucleotides long. Its product is annotated as WD repeat domain phosphoinositide-interacting protein 3. The record is from RefSeq and is a predicted model, not a curated record. Lineage: Eukaryota; Metazoa; Arthropoda; Insecta; Lepidoptera; Bombycidae. Gene Ontology annotation, molecular function: protein binding.
AAUGGCAACACUGGUUGAUUUGUUUUUGUAAAUUAGUUUGAUUCUUUCACAAAUUGCAAAAUACCUAAUAUUAUGUACAAUUAAAUUCACAAUCUUAUAUCCUGAUUAGUGUAAAAAAUGAACUUGUCUGAAGAAAAUCCAUUUGGUAACGGGCUUUUGUACGUGGGCUUUAACCAAGAUCAAGGUUGUUUCGCUUGUGGAACGGAAAAUGGUUUCCGUGUCUUCAAUAGUGACCCCGUACAAGAGAAAGAACGGCAGAACUUUGCUGUUGGCGGUCUUUCGUACGUGGAAAUGUUAUUCCGGUGUAAUUAUAUGGCUUUGGUGGGAGGUGGUAAAACACCGGUCUAUCCUCCGAACAAAGUUAUUAUUUGGGAUGAUCUAAAGAAAGAUUCCGCCAUAUCGCUUGACUUCAACAGCCCUGUGAAAGCUGUGAAAUUGCGGAGAGACCGUAUUGUUGUUGUUCUAGAACAAUUGAUAAAAGUGUAUACUUUUACGGCUCAGCCCCAAUUGCUCCAUGUGUUUGAAACUUGUCAAAACACAAAAGGGUUGUGCGUAGUAUGUCCUAACAGUAAUAAUGCUCUUCUUGCCUAUCCCAGCCGAAAAACUGGUCAUGUGCAGUUAGUAGAGUUAAGUAGUCAUGCAGGGCCAAGCACAGCCCCAGAAAGUCAUCUAAUAGCAGCACAUGAGGCCCCUCUAUGUUGUUUGGCACUUAAUGUUGGAGGUACCAGACUAGCCACUGCUUCGACUAAAGGAACCCUAAUAAGGGUUUUUGAUACAUCAACAGGACAGAAAUUGGCUGAAUUGCGAAGAGGAGCUCAUCAGGCAACUAUAUACUGCAUUAAUUUUAACCACACAAGUACAAAUCUUUGUGUGACCUCAGAUCAUGGAACUGUUCAUGUAUUCAGUUUAGAAGAUGAGAAACUCAACAAACAGUCCACUUUGGCCACUGUUAACUUUUUGCCUAAAUACUUCUCAAGCAAUUGGAGUUUUUGCAAAUUCACAAUACCAAAUGGCCCUCCCUGCAUUUGUGCGUUUGGUGUUGACAAGAGUUCUAUUAUUGUGGUUUGUGCUGACGGCUCUUACUACAAAUACAAAUUCAAUGAAAAGGGGGAAUGCACCAGAGAUGUUUAUGAUCAGUUUUUGGAGACUUCUGAAGAUAGAUAAAUAUUUUAAUAAAAAUCAUUAAUUAUAUCUUGAGAAUAUAGGGGAUUGAUGAAUGCUGUGCUAGUAAGAUUGUUUCCUAUUUUUUUACAUUAGACUAGUUUUUAAUUGUUGGGUUUAUUCCCACGCGAAAAUAAUUAUAUUGGUGUUGAAAUAUUAACGAAUCGCAAAGUUUGUUUUCAAUUUACUCCAUUUUACUUUUUGACUCACAAUUGAUUUUUAAUGCAUUAUAAUAUUAGUCACUUUUUAUUGAUUCAUGAUGUGCAACUUGCUAUUAAUAGCACAUUGUCUGCUUGAUCUAGAUAUGCUAAAUUUUGAAUAGUACAAAUUUUUUAAUGAAUUCUGUUGAAAUUGUUAUUUAAAUUAAGUAUAUUACAUUGCUAUUGAAAAUUUUAAUAAAAGGAUGAUUCAGACAUCCACAUUCUGAAUUUAGAUCUAAAAAUUUGUAUAUCUACAUUUGAUUUAAAUGUAACCAGAAUCAUAUCAAGUUUAUUUAAUGUGUGACCUAUCCAAAAUGUGCUAAAGGCCUAUUUUCAUGGUUUAGGUAGUUGUUACAAUAGCUCAAACAGCUUACAUUUCAAUAUUACUAUUGUGAGAAGAACUAUUUAGAAUAACUUAAUUUUAUUUAAUAAUAUCCUAAUAACUGAACUAUUUCAGUACUUACUAUUACGGUCACGACUUUGACCACCUAUCCGACUGUAGGAUCCUAUUCUAUUCCUAUCCUACUGUUCAAAACGGGGAAAAAAUAUUCACGACAGGUAUUGGUCAUGGUCACCUGUGUGCAGCACUCACAGUAUGUCCAACUUCAAACAUAAUUAAGAAAAUAUUAGGAUCAACUUAAAGAAAUUUAGUAGAAUUUACUAGGGAUGCUGAGAUAUAUCCCAUAAUGAAUAUUUGCCGGAAAUACCUGUUAUUGUAGGAUCCUCUAACCAUAAUUCUAUCGGCUCAGACCAAUACUAGAUGAAGUUCAUUCACACAUGCAGAACACUCACACAGCAAAUCAAAGUUAACAUUAGCAGAAAAAUAGAUGAAGUCUUGUAACAGCAUUCCAAAUGUUUUAUUUAAGACCAUAUAUUUCAUGUAAACACGACGUGAUUGAAAAGACAAUUUCAGUCUAAUAUAUUAACUAAAAUUAUUGAGAUCAUCAACAAGACAAAGACUAAGUUGGGUUCUAACAAUGACAAAACUUGUGGCUUACAAAACAAAAAUAAAUAAAAAUCACGAACUUUACAUUUGAAAAAAUAUUGUUCUAAAUAAGCACUUAUUUGUGUCUAUAAUCAUAGAAGGAAACGAAACAGAAAUUGUUAAAAUAAUUACCAAAGAAUAUCAUUUAUUUCUGCAGUUGAUCAUAAAAGUAGGUAAUAUAGUAAAAAUUGCUCUAAAUUUAUGCCUUUGUGAUCUCAAUUCAAAAUUAAAUUUUACUGCUGAGCACCGACUCUGCGUUUUAUCUAUAUUUUAAUUAAUUAAUUACAUCGAGCAUUAUUAGUUAAAAAUUUAGAAAUUAUAAUCAACCAGAAGGGAACAUGUCGUAGAUUACUUAAAAUAAUUGUGUAAUUAUAUUAAUGUUUAUGAUGUAAUUAUAUUAAUGUUUAUGAUGUAAUUAUAUUAAUGAUAUAUAAAAUGUGUAGAUAAGUUCUACAACAGUCGACCAUCGCAGUGUUAAUGCGUAUAUAAACGUAUUUUAUAUUUUGGAUGUGCUGGCCAGUUAGGUUUUCUUACAGUUCACUUGGUGUUAAGUAA